This is a messenger RNA of Colius striatus (speckled mousebird), 4156 nucleotides long. RefSeq names its product heterogeneous nuclear ribonucleoprotein A3 (gene HNRNPA3). Gene Ontology annotation, molecular function: RNA binding. Lineage: Eukaryota; Metazoa; Chordata; Aves; Coliiformes; Coliidae. Bases 155 to 1306 code for a protein of 383 amino acids. The transcript is spliced from 12 exons. The record is from RefSeq and is a predicted model, not a curated record.
GCGCGCCGGCGCCGCCACCCCCACAGCGGGCGGCGGUUAGUGCAGUGGGCCAGCUGCCGGCGUGGGACCGACGAGGGCGGGAAGGCGCCGAACUGAAGGCUGGCACGGUUUCCUAGAUAUAAAAGACAGGCCGAGUUUAGAAUACCAUUCCAAAAUGGCAGCUCUUAAGGAAGAGAGAGAUGUGGAAGACUACAAGAGGAAAGGAAGACGAUCCUCACAGGGCCAUGAGCCAAAGGAGCCAGAGCAGUUGAGAAAGCUGUUCAUUGGAGGUCUGAGCUUUGAAACAACAGAUGACAGCUUGAGAGAACACUUUGAAAAAUGGGGCACACUCACGGACUGCGUGGUGAUGAGAGACCCCCAAACAAAACGUUCCAGAGGCUUUGGCUUUGUGACUUAUUCCUGCGUGGAGGAGGUGGAUGCUGCCAUGAGCGCUCGACCGCAUAAGGUCGAUGGACGUGUGGUUGAACCAAAGAGAGCGGUUUCGAGGGAGGAUUCUGUAAAGCCCGGGGCACAUCUCACAGUAAAGAAGAUAUUUGUUGGUGGAAUUAAAGAAGAUACAGAAGAAUAUAAUUUAAGGGAGUACUUUGAAAAGUAUGGCAAGAUUGAAACCAUAGAAGUCAUGGAAGACCGGCAAAGCGGAAAGAAGAGAGGCUUCGCUUUUGUAACUUUUGAUGAUCAUGAUACAGUUGACAAAAUUGUUGUUCAGAAAUAUCAUACUAUAAAUGGACAUAACUGUGAAGUGAAAAAAGCACUCUCAAAACAAGAGAUGCAAACUGCUAGCUCCCAGAGAGUGAAAUAUUUUGCAGGUCGUGGGGGUGGCUCAGGCAACUUCAUGGGUCGUGGAAACUUUGGAGGUGGUGGAGGGAACUUUGGCCGAGGAGGAAACUUUGGUGGCAGAGGAGGCUACGGGGGUGGCGGUGGUGGUGGUGGGAGCAGAGGAAGCUUUGGGGGUGGUGAUGGAUACAAUGGAUUUGGUGAUGGUGGCAACUAUGGAGGUGGUCCUGGCUAUGGCAGCAGAGGAGGUUACGGUGGUGGUGGAGGACCAGGAUAUGGAAACCCAGGUGGUGGAUAUGGAGGUGGAGGAGGAGGAUAUGAUGGCUACAAUGAAGGAGGGAAUUUCGGUGGUGGUAAUUAUGGUGGAAGUGGCAACUACAAUGAUUUUGGCAAUUACAGUGGACAGCAGCAGUCUAACUAUGGUCCCAUGAAAGGUGGUGGCAGCUUUGGUGGCAGAAGUUCAGGCAGUCCCUAUGGUGGUGGUUAUGGAUCUGGAAGUGGAAGUGGGGGCUAUGGUGGUAGAAGAUUCUAAAAAUACUACCAGGAAAAAGGGUUGAAUGAGAAGCUGCUGCUUGACAAAAUGGGGAAUGUCUUGCACAUCCUCUUCCGUUGACGGUUUCUGACUGGGUAAGAUUUGUAGCGUAUAGUAAAACACUUGUUUAACCCUUGUUUCCUUGGAGGCUUUCCUUUGCCAGCCUUUUUGUGCCAAGGAAAGCCUUAAGUAUUAAGGAGCAAGUAUUCCAGCAUCUGCCAUCCUGUCUUUGCUGUGCUGGGUGAGGGUGGCCUGCUGACAUAGUUACUAUUCAAGAAUCUUCUGUUCCCGGCAGGUGCAAAAUCGCCACGGGGCCAAGGUGAUCAAGACGGAAAUGAGCAAUGUUUUGGAGUCUGUGCUGUAGUUGUGGUGGGGUGUGGGCUGCAGGGGCCCUGGGGAAGUGGCUGUUCCCUUGUAGUGGAAGAGGUGCCUGGCAGGAACCCGGGAGGGCGUGAGUGCUGCAGCAGUGGGUUCCUCACAGCUCCCGGUGCUAUGUGAUGUGCUGCUGCCACUGCUGCAGGAAUGUGUCCAACAAUUGGGACGGUGGUUUCCCUCCUUGGAAAGGAAUCCUGGCUCGUGGGUUUGCAUUUACCUGUACAGAUAAGAGUUCCCUUCCAGAUGUUUGGUGCUCUCAGGCCAGGUAGCUCUGUGGACGCUAACACUGUCCCGUGGUACUGGGCUGAAAGCACAACUGCACUUACCUGAUAAGCAGCAAUAAAAGAGCUUUUCAGGGCAACUUCUUUUACACUCCUUGGUUCUUAACUCUUGGAACAUGUGUUCCAUUUUCUGCAUCUUUCAUUGUUGCAGGUAUGGAAAAUCUUAAACUUCUUAAGCAGUAGUCUGUUAUCUAUUUAAACUUGCCAGUACAUUUCUCAGUUUGUGUGCUGUUUAUUUUUGUGAAGUCGGGUUUCUAUUUCGGUGCUAUUUUAUGCUUCAGUUUCUUGGAAAAUAAAGCCAUGUGGAACUUGUGCAUUUCAGUUUUAACAUGGGACUUAGGCAUGUUCACAGGCUGAUUUAAGCUUGUAAACUAAUCUACUGACUGUAAACAUCCAGAAAGUAAACUCUUCACAUGGUAACAUACUCCCAAGUUAACUUUUCGGUUUAGUCUAUGGUGGGAAUGUUGAGGUUUUUGUAUAGUCAUGAGAUACAUAUGGAAAUCUCACAACAACUGUGUGGUUUUUAAAGUGUUGACAAAUGUUUUUGCUUGGCCAAGAUUGAGCCAAAAUUUGAAGCUGCUGCAGUGAGGUCAGUCAAAGGCAAAUGAUUUUGCACUUGACAGGUAACAGUAAAAUCUUAAACCGUAAAAGCUUAAAAAUAUUUUAACAAGAUUCAGUUUGCAUUCUGAUACUAGGCCCAUGAAUAGAGCAGAGCUCCCAACUUUGCUUAACGUGAGGUGAUUCUCUGUUGCUACAGACUUGUUCUCUGCUCUAAAGGGGUCUUUUUCCACCACGUUUAGAACUGGAUGGUCACUGUUAGAACCAUUUUCAUGCUUGGAUUUACAACAUUUUUACUAGAAUAAUUUGGUUAACAUUGAUUUUCCAUACCCCAGUUUUAGAAAUAAACCUUGUCAAAGACAAACAUGUCCUUAAGGAGUACUUGGUCAAGUGUAUCUUUGUCCAAGAGGCACUUCCAAGAGUUACGAACAUUGUUUCACAGCUUAGGUUUUGCUAUAGUGGCUGCUGUUGAAAAUCACAGCUGUAAGUGGAGACAGAGAUGUAAAGAUGUAAAGUUAACGAAGUGUUGGUCCUGAAGCUGUACUUCAGAAGUAUAUUUGAUACCUAAACCUGUGUGUUCAACUAAAAGCAAUGGUACUUCCAGGUAGUAAAAAAUUUAUUUCCCCCAGUAGGGCCCAGGUUGAUGCAGAUGUGGUAAGUGUUUUGUUAUUCUAGAGCACUAACAUUGAACACAGCAUUUUGCCCUUGAUACCCUUGCACUAUUCAAGGCAGGAAGAGGAAUAUGCUCUUGGUCUUUCCAGCAUUGAUUGUGUGAUGUACUGACUUGCUGUCUUUGGUUCCUGUGUUUAAGACAUUCAUGUGUUUUCAUAUGGUGCCUGCACUGCAGUGGAAUAUUCACUUACAUCUUAGUCUGUGGUCUCUUACAAGUGUUUGUAUCUUAAAUGGUGUGGAGCAUGAAACAUCUCGAGUGUCACUAAAAGACGUCUGAUGGAUUAUUCUUUUUCUGCUGUGGGUGCUACAGGUUGACAUCUCACUAAGAUUAGCUUUUUCCUGAACUAAAGUAAUCCAAGUGUCUCCGUAGAAGAAAAUGGCCUUCAUGUAGAAGAUAAUAUCGCAAGAUUGGAAACAGAAUAAUAUGUUAUAACUGGCAAAGACUUCAGGAGUAAUGGUGCUAAUGUGCUGAAAUCUUAGAACUUGUGGUUAAACAAGUUUAAAAAUAGCAUGGAAAUUUUAUAUUCCAGUAUGGUCCAUAAUGGAUUGAAAUUUGUCAAAAUAUUUCAAUUUUGUAUCAGAAUAAAGUGUAUCUUGUCAAAGGACUGUAACAAUCUGUAGUGCGUUGCCAUCACGUUUUUUUAGUGCUGUGAGGAACACAAAGCGGUCUGAAUUAUUGCCACGCUUUGAGUUACAGGAUCACCUUUCCAACUCAGGAUGACCAGCCAGAAACAAACCUUGAUGCGACCCAGCUCUUCAGUUUUACUUUUCGAAGUUCUAAAACUGAAUGUUUUGGUCAAGAAAUAAGUGGUCUUCAGGUGCAGGCUUGUGGGUGUGUGAGGUCAGCAUUGUCAUGCAUUGGACCUGACAAUGCCACUGGCCACUCUUGGGUUUGGGAACAAAAUUGUUUGGUUAUAGAUACCUCAGUAAAAAUAAAAUGAAUCAUAUUGUUUGCAAUCUGAAA